Messenger RNA from Hymenoscyphus albidus, 2267 nucleotides. Lineage: Eukaryota; Fungi; Ascomycota; Leotiomycetes; Helotiales; Helotiaceae. The record is from the annotation of a GenBank genome assembly.
CGCAAAUCCACGUCAAUGCCGCCUCUGUUGUCUUGCUCAAGUUGAAUAUCUUAUUAUCUUAUUAUGUUGCCGAGAUCACUCUAAUUGACUUGGAAGUACUAAAAACUAGGGCUUAAAUGUUAAACUAAUCGAUCCUUACUACCUAAUGUCUUGUACGAGGCCGGUACGAGGCUAUUGCGAGCAACCCUGUUGCAAGGUCACCCAGUCUAGCCUUAUGAGUAGUACUUGGUAUAUGAUCCCCGUGCAUUUGAUGGGCGGGCCCAAUUAAGGCUCAGUCGCUUGGAAAGCGGGUAGAAAGUCAGGAGAGAGAGGGGGAGGAUUCAGAAGAACGUCUCUUGAGUCUUGACGCGCAAAGGUUUGUCAAAUAUGGACCCCUGUGUUUGGCACAAUAACGUUUCUUUUGAGGUUGGAAAAGCCAGGUUUCCUCACGUAGAUAUGGUGCAGUGUUGAGAUAUAUUCCUUGCACUUCCCGGAGCUUUUCCUUUUGAGGUUGAGCUCGAGUUUUUGAAGGUCUUUCUCUCUUACCUUUUACUUUCUUUCAGUCCACUGAAAUGGAGAGAUUUCUACUUACUGCUCUCGCCCUUCUCCUAGCUGUCUUUUUCUAUAAUCCAGAUAACUUGAACUCGUUCUGGAUUGCUCGGAAGUUUCCUCUGGUCGGCAAAGAACUUGGGAACAGGAAGCAGCGUGUCAAAGCCUUUCUUUCUCCGGCCGGGUACGACCUCUUCCGUCGCGGGUAUGAGCAGUUCAGGAAUGGCGUAUUUCGUGUGACGACCGAUGAGGGUAUGUCUAUGUCAGUGCUGUGUUGGUACUGCUAUUGUCUUCUAUGGAGGGAAAGAUGCUAAACAUGAGACGGAACAGGCGAACUCGUUGUGCUGCCCAACUCGGCGCUGGACGAGCUCCGCAGCCUAGGGGAUGACCACAUCACGAGAUAUGAACCAAUGGACAUUGUACGUUUAUCAAAACCCUCCUUAGCAGACCUCGCUAACCCUAGAUUCCAAUAGAAAACACAAGGCAAUCAUACCGGAUUGCACGCAGCCGACGACGGUCUCGCCUUUCUCAUUCGCAACGAAAUCAACCGCAAACUCCCCAUGGUGACAGAUAUGUUGCAUCCUGAAGCAGUGACAGCCGUACCGUCGACCUUGGGUCGUUUGCCAGACUGGACACCGGUGAUCCCAGCCAGAUCGCUAAUGGGCAUCGUGGCCGUCGUCAUUGGGCGUGUCUUGGUUGGAGCCGAUUUGUGCCGUGACCGGGUUUACAUUGAGCAUACCAACCUCUUCUCCCGCACCCUCUUUACCUGUGCUCGCAAGCUUGUUCAACUGCCUCGAUACUUUCGUUACUUGGCCCGAUACUUUAUGCCGGAAUUCUGGCAGCUGCGCACCUCGCGCCGCCGAGUUUCGGAAUUCUUACGACCGGUCAUCGCGGAACGACAACGGGCACUUCGCUUAGGGUUGGAUGUGCCCGAAGACAACAUCACUUGGACGCUGCGGAGGCUCGGCAAUGAUGUGAAGGACACCGUAGACGCCAUCACUCACGAACAGUUUGGCCUAUCCGUCUCGGCCAACUCAGUCACCAUGCUCACUGCUAUCGCAUGUCUGUACGAGCUUGCUGUGGAGCCCGAGGUCAUUAAGGAUCUGCGGCACGAGAUCAUCGCCGCCAGAGCCAGGCACGGCGACAAACUCAACAGCAAGGCCCUGUUUGAAAUGAAGCUUCUCGACAGCGUGAUGCGUGAAUCGAUGCGCUUGAGCCCUACCAAUGCAACUCGAUGGAUGCGCAGGGCCAACCGGCCGGUCAAAUUAAGCGACGGAACCGUCAUUCCUACUGGCACUGUCUUUCGCGUGCUGGCCUCGCCUCCCCUUUUCGACGCGGAUAUUUACCCGGACCCGUUCAAGUUUGACGCCUACCGCUUCGUCCGGUUACGAGAAGGCAGUGUUAAAGACCCCAUUGGCUACAACAACCGUGAAAUGUACCAGUUCGUCAGCGCAGCAAAGGAAAACCUCCAAUGGGGUCUCGAUCGUCACGCUUGUCCGGGUCGUUUCUUUGCCGCAGUUGUUAUCAAGCUUAUUUUAGCUGAGGUGAUUGAGCACUAUGAUAUACGGAUGCCUGGAGGUGCGAAGGAUAAAUGCCCAUAUGUUCUAAGAGGAGAGUUUAGAGGGGUCGACUAUACUCAGCCGCUUGAAUUCAGAAGCGUAUUGAAUUGAAAGUUCCUAUCUACUGUGGAAAACGGGGUUGUAUCUAGCUAUGUAACCAUGAAAGUUUUUGAUAUACAG